AUGUGUUUAACAGUACAGAUUCAGUUCUUUGCAUCAGCUCUUCGAUUGUAUAAUAGAACGUACAAGUGGCUAGUUUUGGCAGAAAGCAAUCCUGAUCCUGACAUAAUAUUUCAAAAUUUGAGUUUAUAUAUCAACGCAGAAAUCAUACUAGCAACCAAAAAUGAGAAUCAACGUCUAGAAGCAAAUUACACAGGGUUUUAUAAAAAUGACACAGGAUUAGUUCUUAAGCCACAAGAUCCAAAAUAUAGCGUUAGGAAUAAUUUUCACAAAUAUGACCUUAGAGUCGCCACAGUGGUGUCGCGAGAUCUUGAUGAUAACGAAGAUGAUUUAAUUGAAAUGUUAAGUACAAGACACCCUGUCAGGGGUAUUGUUGGGUUAACAAAGUACCAUAAUGAUAUAGUAACUGUGGUACGAGACUUGCUUAAUUAUUCCAUCGAAUACUACCCAAAUAAAGAUUGGGCAGGUGAAGCCCCAAAUGGAACUCAUUUGGGGGUAGUGGGUUGGCUUAGAUCUCGAGAGGUUGAUAUUUCUGGAACCGGAUUUUAUAUGUCGGGAAAUAGACCGGAGUAUAUGGACUUUAUAAACGGAUUUUGGAUGUUUGAAACUGGAUUCAUGUACAGAGUAUCAGGAUUAUCGGGGGCACAAGAAGGAUCACUUUCCAAACCUUUCAGAGAUGAAGUUUGGAUAGUUACAGCAGUGAUGGCCAUCGUUAUAUUUUUAUUUUUCAAAUGCUCGUCGGCAAAUGAGAAUGUAUUUAAAAGUUGGAGUUUCUCUACAUUGUCAAUUUUAGCUGCAUUCUGUCAACAAGGUAUGGAACCAAGCCCUUCACACGUCGCGCAGAGAAUAGCAUGCUUGGUGCUAUACGUCGCAACAUUACUUCUGUAUAAUUAUUACACAUCAAGUAUUGUUGGUUUCUUGUUAAGUGUGCAGCCUGAAGGUUUAAAAACCAUUGAACAGAUAGCUUCCAGUUCUUUAACUGUGGUCUUCGAAGACGUUUCCUAUGGCAGAGUCUUGGUCGAGGAACGAUUCAUACCAGGACUGGAAGUGUUGUAUGAAAAAAAACUGAAGCCGCCUCGCAAACAGAACCAACCAGGUGUAUUCGUCGUAGACAAGGAAGGCAUCGGCCUGCUGCAGAAAGGCGGCUACGCGUACCACACCGAAAUCCAGAGCGCCUACGCUAGCAUAGGAAAAACAUUCGACCAGCAGGAGAUAUGUGAAUUGAGAUCGGUUAUGGUGUAUCAGAAAGCUCCGCUCUACAUAGGAAUGCCAAAAAAAUCGCCUUUAGGAGAGAUAUUUUCCAUCGCCUUUUUGAGGCUCAAAGAAAACGGCAUUGCUCAAAGAUUCCGCAAAUGGCGAGCUAACGAUAGGCCUCCUUGCAAUUCCAAUUUUGUAGAUGCAGUGUCUUGGUAUGGUGUUGCAGUUGCUUUUAAACUAUUGGGAAUAGGUGUUGGAGUCAGCUUGCUUCUUCUACUUCUAGAAAAGGCAAUGAACCAUGUAACGCAACUACAACUAGGCAAGAAACAAAUAAUUGCUGAUAAGUGUCAGGACGAGAUUGUAGUUAAAGGAAUAUCAUUUUUAAAAUAA
Ctenocephalides felis (cat flea) is the source of this 1584-nucleotide messenger RNA. RefSeq names its product ionotropic receptor 75a-like. Bases 1 to 1584 code for a protein of 527 amino acids. The record is from RefSeq and is a predicted model, not a curated record. NCBI's taxonomy places the organism in Eukaryota, Metazoa, Arthropoda, Insecta, Siphonaptera, Pulicidae. The transcript is spliced from 11 exons. Gene Ontology annotation, cellular component: membrane. Gene Ontology annotation, molecular function: ligand-gated monoatomic ion channel activity.